AUGUCUCGCAUGAAGCUAGGUAAGAAGCUUCAACCUGCCAAGAAGGCAUGGAAUAGCUUUUCCAACACAGUCCAAUGCAAACUCCACAAACUCAACAUCCCCAAGUUCUUCAAAACAACCCUUCAACGCCUCCUUUCAGCCUUUCACUCCCUUGGCCAUCUCACGCACUCUAAACUUCAUCGCUCACUCACCUCUACAAGGCCACGUGCCACUACUUACUACCAUAUUCAACACAAGCACUGUGCAGCCAUACACAUAGAUGACCUCUUUGACAAGGCUAAUUCUGUGUCCAUGCAUGCCACCAACAGCAGAAGUGCUCAUGCACAAGGGCAAACAAGCAAAGGCAAAGAGAAAGAGGAGCAUGCCGUUUUAAAGGGUAGUUUGGUUGGUGAUUGUGGUAACCAAAGUCAGGGUAUUUUAAAGAGAAAGUUGAUUUAUGAGUGUCGCAGCCAGAAUCACAGUGAAAGUGAAACUAGUAUUAAGAGAAAUUUUAUUGGUGAUUAUCGCAACCAGAAUCAUGGUGGUGAGAGUAGUGGCUUGAACACUAUAGAGGAUGCAUGGAAGGUUGUGGUUGCUAAGUCUCCACAAAUUCAUGUGGAUCAAAAGGCAGAAGAAUUCAUAAGCAAGUUUCGUGAAGAUAUGAGGCUUCAGAAAGAGAGGUCCAUGCUUGAAUUCCAGGAGAUGCUAGCACGAAGUACCUGA
This is a messenger RNA of Sphenostylis stenocarpa, 702 nucleotides long. Lineage: Eukaryota; Viridiplantae; Streptophyta; Magnoliopsida; Fabales; Fabaceae. The record is from the annotation of a GenBank genome assembly.